AAAGGACUAAAAAGAGAUUAUUUAUAUAAAAAUAUUAUAUACAAAAUGGGGGGAGGAGAUUUGAAUAUGAAAAAAUCAUGGCAUCCUCUCUUGAUUCGCAAUCAAGAGAAGGUAUGGAUGGAGGAGAAAAAAGCCUUAGAAGAAAGAAAAAGAAUUGAACAAAUAAAAAAAGAAAUAGAAGAAGAAAGACAGCUUCAAGAAUUGCAGAAAUUGCAAGAAGCAUCAGGUGGAAAAAAACGUGUAGAACGUUUAGAUUGGAUGUACGCAGCACCUCAUCUUUCAGAUGAUUCAAGAACAACUGAAGAAAUGGAAGCAUAUUUAUUAGGAAGAAAGAGAAUAGAUGAUAUUCUUAAAGAUGAUAAUAAAAAGCUUGAAAAUGGAAAAACUCCAUUUAUUGCUACACAAAAUGCAAAUACAGUAAGAGAUAUUCAAAAUAAAAUAAGGGAAGAUCCUUUGUUAGUUAUUAAAAAACAAGAACAAGCACAAUAUGAAGCUAUUAAAAAUAAUCCUAUUAAAUUGCGUCAACUUAUGGAAGCACAAAAUGUAAAAAAAAGAAAAGAAAAUGGAAAUAAUCAUCAUUUAGAUCAUUCUCAAUCAAAUCAUAGUAAUAAUAAAUCAAAAAACCAUGAUUCACAUCAACGACAUUCUGAUCGAUCUCUAUCUAGACAUCAUCAUCAUCAUCAUCAUCGUACCUCAAGAUCACCAAUUUCUCGUUCAUCAAGAUCAAUAUCACCACGUCGAUCUUCCCGUUAUGAAAGAUAUUAUGAAAGAUCAUAUAUUUCAAAUCAUCGCUCUUCAAAUACAUCAAAUAUAUCAAACAAUACAAUUAAUGGCAAAGAUAAAGAAAAUGAAAAAGAAAGACAAGAACGACUUGCUGCUAUGACAAAAAAUGCCGAAACAUUAGAUAAAGAACGUCAAAAUCGUUUAUUAAAACUUUCUAAACAAGAAGCAGAGGAUGAACAAAGAGAACAUAAUGAAAGAAUGGCUAAUAAAAAAUGGGGUGAUAAUAAAAGUACUUAUUUAAGACAAAUGGCAAGGCAAACAUAUGGCGAUUCAAUGGAUUUAUCUCAACGAAUACGAAGAAAUGGACAAACUCAGCUAGGCGAUUAACUUUUUUAAAAUAUAUAUAUAUCAAAAAAAUACUAUAAAAAUUUA
Molecule: messenger RNA, 1155 nt
Organism: Pneumocystis carinii B80
Lineage: Eukaryota; Fungi; Ascomycota; Pneumocystomycetes; Pneumocystales; Pneumocystaceae
Exons: 5
Coding region: 46-1110 (354 amino acids)
Biological process (GO): mRNA splicing, via spliceosome
Cellular component (GO): U2-type spliceosomal complex
Source: RefSeq, a predicted model, not a curated record